Molecule: messenger RNA, 1585 nt
Organism: Aspergillus brunneoviolaceus CBS 621.78
Lineage: Eukaryota; Fungi; Ascomycota; Eurotiomycetes; Eurotiales; Aspergillaceae
Product: ubiquitin domain-containing protein DSK2
Exons: 3
Coding region: 272-1585 (437 amino acids)
Biological process (GO): ubiquitin-dependent protein catabolic process
Cellular component (GO): cytosol
Molecular function (GO): polyubiquitin modification-dependent protein binding
Source: RefSeq, a predicted model, not a curated record
CACUCACUCAGCAAGACAACACCAUCUUAUCAUAAUUAACAUUAGUCUGAGUCUAGCUGCGAUCCACCCCCCGUUCGGUUCGUUGCAACGAGAUUUGACACCUUUCCUCCUUAACACGUCACUCUACACCAACAGUCAUCCGCAACUUAUCACCGCCUCCCUUCCCCGAUCGCAUUCAUUUCACCUGCUGUCUUGUAAUCUCCGUUACCUUUGUGACGUGAUCCUCCUCUCAAGCCCCUCUUGCGACCUCUUUUCCGGCCAACAGCAGAUCAUGGCUGAUGAAACCGCCCCGACCGAGGAUUCACCUAUCACCUUCACUGUCAAGUCCUCCAAUGAUGCCAAAUACACACUCACCCUUCCGUUGUCAACAACAGUGUCGGAUCUAAAAGAGAAGCUCGCAACCUCGGAAUAUGCCGAUACCCCCGCGGAACGUCAGCGCCUAAUCUACUCCGGACGAGUUCUGAAGGACAACGAAACUCUCGCCACCUACAAUAUCAAGGAAGGACAUACCAUCCAUCUAGUCAAGAGCGCUGCCAGUAACCAACGUUCUGGGGCUUCCACCCAGAGUGCCUCUACGUCGGCGCCCACUGGUGCUGCCGCCAAUCCUCCCGCCACCGGGGUGCCUACGAAUCUCGCAGCCGGCACGGGCAACAACCCUCUUGCCGGAUUGACGGGGGCUAGAUAUGCGGGCUUUGCGCAGCUUCCUGGCGCUGGCAUGUUUGGUCCAGACGGCGGAAUGGGCCCCCCUCCGGAUACCGACACGAUGCUGAGCAUGCUCGAGAACCCCCAAUUCCAGUCUACAAUCAACGAAGCCUUACAGAACCCUGCAAUGAUCGAUAUGAUGAUCCAGCAGAACCCCAUGCUGCGCGACAUGGGCCCCGGUGCACGGCAGAUCUUCCAGAGUCCCGAGUUCCGUCGUAUGCUCACGGACCCUAGCUCAAUUCGCCAGAUGGUGCAGAUGCAGAGAGCUAUGGGUGGCGCUGGACUUGGUGGCAGCGCUUUCCCUGCCCCGGGUGUCACUAACACAACCCCCGAAGAGAAUCGCAACACCCAAAACAACAACAAUAACGGUAGCACACCCACCCCCAGCGCUCCGUUCAAUCCAUUCAUGCCCGCGGGCCUUGGUGCCGGCAAUCCCUUCGCUGCUCUCUUUGGAGGAAACCCGGCUUUCGGAGGAGCCCCACCCACCGCAGCCGGCAACACGCCUCAGAACCCGUUCAGUCUUUUCAUGAACCCUGCUCUUUUUGGAGGCCAGGGCGGGCAAGCUGGCCUGAAUCCCCUUGACCCGCAACAGAACCCUUUCCUUCGGGAUCCGGCAAUGCUUCAGCAGAUGAUGCAAGCUAUGGGUGGCGCACCAGGAAAUGCCGGUGCGGCUGGCAGUAAUCCCUUUGCUGCACUUUUUGGGGAAGGCUUUGGAGCUCCUGCUGCUCCCCAAGACAACCGUCCUCCCGAAGAACGCUACGCCGAGCAGCUCCGUCAACUGAACGAUAUGGGAUUCUAUGAGUUUGAGAGGAACAUCGCAGCUCUGCGUCGGUCUGGCGGUAGUGUGCAAGGAGCGGUGGAAUACCUCUUGAGCAACCUUUAG